ACCACCUUAGAAUUACAGUCAUCCGGUUAGGGAAUCCAGACUGUAAAGAGAUUCGUAAAAAAUUAACAAGGCAUCAACUGCUGCUUUCGGCAUUAACAUCGUAAAGCAGCUUUGCCUGCUUAGCACACCACACACUAUAAGCUUGCCUAAGGAUUAUAAUAAUGCAUGCAAUCCACCGCGGCUUUGCACACCAUACCGCCGAGGAUGGCUCCUUUGCCGCAUCUACAUCCAAGCUUCCGGUGCUCCAGUACUACCCGUGUCGAGGCCGCGCUGAACCCAUUAGGCUGGCGUUGUCGUACGUGGGCCAGGAGUGGUUCGAGCCGCCACCUGCAUCCCUGAAGCAGAUCGUGUCCCUCAUGCAUGGCGAGUUUGACGGCUACCCCUUCAGGCAGCUGCCCCGCUUCAUCGACGAUGGGGAGGUGGACCUGGUGCAGAGCCAGGCCAUCAUGAGGCACCUGGGCAGGAAGUACGAUUUGUACGGCGCCAACAUGAUCGAGGCGGGUCAGAUCGACAUGCUGAUGGACGGCGUCCUGGAGCUGCGGGGCAAGUUACGUACGCUGGCAGUGGAGCAGCAGUUCGAGGCGGCCGCCCGGCAGCGCUACGAGGAGAGCGUGCUGGCGGCCGAGGAGGAGCUCAAGAAGGCGGGGAUGCAGGGCCCCGGGCUGGCAAGCUUUGAGUACCCUCUCUCCCGGCGGCGCUACUCGGAGGCGGGAUGGCUGGUGGGGGGCAGCCCCUCCAUCGCGGACUUCGCGCUCUUCGACCUGGUUGAUCUGCACCUGGACCACCUCCCCGACCUCAUCCGCACCCGCUUCCCCGCCCUGGCGGCGCACCACGCCAAGGUGGCGGAGCUGAAGGGCGUGAAGGAGUACCUGGCCAGCGAGAACCGCUACCCGCUGGCGUUCGCGGCGGACUGGGUGCGGGCGCACUGGGGCACCGAGCCCAAGUGAGGCCGCCGCAUGGCUUGGGCUGGCAGUCCGCAGCUGUGGUGCGGAAUGUGUGGUGCGGGCGAAGAGGUCGUGUUGGAUAUGGUCGUUUUGGCGUGUGUAUGGUGCUGCUAAUGCGUGUGAGGCAUGAGUACUGCAUGUGGUGUACUUGGCAUGACGCCGUGAUGCGUGCUGUUGGUCAUGGCAUCAUAACCUUCAUUGGAGACGGAUUUUAUAAAAUGGUUGUGGUUUUCAUCUGGAUGAACUUUUGGCGGGCUGGACACUGCUUCGUGGGGCUGCUACGCCUGCUUGGCGUUAGCGCCCUUUCGGAGUACGGACUGCUGUAUAUGGGUGCGGGGAGGCGGUAGCCGUGCGGCAGAUGAUAUGUUUUCGCCGCAGAUGGACUGUGUGGCACGUAAGGCUCAGCGCGUUCCAUGCAGGAAGACGUGUUCGGAUGACUGCAUGAAACAGCUGUACUCUUGAAGUGUUCAACGCUGCUGGGUGGGAUGCCUAGACGGCAUCAACUAGUACCGGUGCCUAGAGGUGUACGAUUGUAAC
Astrephomene gubernaculifera is the source of this 1481-nucleotide messenger RNA. NCBI's taxonomy places the organism in Eukaryota, Viridiplantae, Chlorophyta, Chlorophyceae, Chlamydomonadales, Astrephomenaceae. The record is from the annotation of a GenBank genome assembly.